AUGUGGUCGACUACUAUGGCUCGGGCCUGGAAAGAGCAUUACGGUUUUAUUGUGGUUGGGGGGGGUGCUGCCGGAAAUGUGGUUGCGGCUAGACUAGCAGAGAAUCCAAAUGUGAAGGUGCCUGUGAUUGGAAUAGGUCCUGGAAAUCCAGAUCAGGUACCAGAAUUAGCGGUCCCUGCCCGCACAGUUGAGUCGCGAAGCAGCAGGUACGACUGGAGCUAUAUAUCGACUUUUGUCGAUAGGCCGGACUAUGAACGUGUUGAGAAAACAAAUAUCAGUGCUUUUCGAAAGGCCUUAACCAAUGCCUGGGAAUCUAAGGGUCUUUCAUUGAACGAUGACAUAUUCUCUGGUGAAAUGAAAGGCCUCGCACAUGCCGUCAAUACUAUCAACAAAGGAUUCCGCUCAAGUGGUUUAGACCUUCUGGCCAGCAAGCCUAAUGUGGAUGUCAUGCCUUCAACGGUGACAAGAAAAAUCAAUUUUGAUCGGGAAAAGGCUGUCAGUGUGACUGUGAUCCGCAGUGGAUGGUUCUGA
Molecule: messenger RNA, 531 nt
Organism: Penicillium angulare
Lineage: Eukaryota; Fungi; Ascomycota; Eurotiomycetes; Eurotiales; Aspergillaceae
Exons: 4
Coding region: 1-531 (176 amino acids)
Molecular function (GO): flavin adenine dinucleotide binding; oxidoreductase activity
Source: RefSeq, a predicted model, not a curated record